UUUUCAGACUCAUUGCGCUCUUUCCGGAAAUUACAGAAUUUCCGGUUCCGGAUUUAAUAAAAAAUACGCAAACAUAUGUCAGAAAUAUGAUUAUGUUAAGAUAUAUAUUUUUUGCAAUAUGCUUCGUUUUAAAACUGAUUGGAAACGAAUGUGUAAAACCAAACGAGGUGCCAGAUGUUUGCAGUAAAUGUGAAGACAGGACUAGCUCUAGUGAAGUUGUUGGUUUUUGUCAGAAGUCAAAUUCAUCAGGUCAUCUCAUAGUGGACAAGGCCUGUUGUCUGAACUAUUCCAGUGAAGAAACAUUCACUGUAUUAGGGUUAGAUUUUAGCCACUGCAAUAUAUCAUCAAUCACUGGUGUCAUCAAUGUGUAUCCAGACCUUCAUAUUUUAAUGCUGGAGAACAAUACAAAUCUUCAGGUCAGUGAUCAAGAUUUCAGAGGUCUUUCAAAAUUAGUGUACCUUUCUCUUCCGUUAACAAUGAAUUGUCCAGGGGGAAAUAACUCUUGGAGAAUUAGUGAAAUAUCAAACAAUGCUAUGUUAUGUAGAGAAGAGAUUGACUUGUGUAUUCAAAAUAAUGUGACCUGUGAAAGCCAGAACUCCAGCAUAUGUGUGCUCGUGGGUCCAGGGGAGGUUGAAUGCCUGUGCCAAGCUGGUUACUAUGGAUACAAGUGCCUUAGACAGGGCACAUUUCCCACUGUGGUCUUCUCCAUAUCGCUGUGUAUCAUAGUGGUCAUGCUGUCAGCGCUGUUGUGGCUGGCACAGAGACGCAAGAUCAAACCCAAGACCUACUAGUAGCUAGCCAUGAACAAAUUACCUUAUGUUUCUGUGAAAUCUAAAAUUCUUGCAAUUAAUUUUUAUUAUAAAUAUUGCGUGUUACGUAGUUGUUGAAAGAUUUAUUUUAUGAAUGUAUGAUAAACAUAUUUUUAUUGUAAUUGUUACCUCUUUGAAUGGUUGUAUUCUCAUUAAGGUUGAACACAUAACCUGUAUGACACUCAACAUACAAGUAGACGUAGUUUAUUUGCAUCAAUCUCUUAUCAGGCUUGUAAUCAACACACGUAUUCUAUUGAGAACAUGAAAGUGUACUAUUACACUCAAAGGCACUUCUAACGCAACACAUCCUUUUUAAACAAAUUAUUUGUAAAUAUAUUUUGUCAGAAUUUGAAACUUGAAAAAAAAUAAAUCAUAUUAAAAUA
This is a messenger RNA of Dreissena polymorpha, 1192 nucleotides long. Its product is annotated as all-trans retinoic acid-induced differentiation factor-like. Gene Ontology annotation, cellular component: intracellular membrane-bounded organelle. Gene Ontology annotation, biological process: positive regulation of osteoblast differentiation. Lineage: Eukaryota; Metazoa; Mollusca; Bivalvia; Myida; Dreissenidae. The transcript has 7 exons. The record is from RefSeq and is a predicted model, not a curated record. Bases 87 to 791 code for a protein of 234 amino acids.